This is a messenger RNA of Acipenser ruthenus (sterlet), 2786 nucleotides long. RefSeq names its product endoplasmic reticulum membrane-associated RNA degradation protein-like. The transcript has 19 exons. The coding region runs from base 212 to 2200 and encodes 662 amino acids. Lineage: Eukaryota; Metazoa; Chordata; Actinopteri; Acipenseriformes; Acipenseridae. The record is from RefSeq and is a predicted model, not a curated record.
AUCCGUGUUCUUCCGAGUUCAGAAGUAUGGUGAUUUGACUGCUUGAUAGAGAGAAAUCGAGAAAGUGAGAGAAGGCAGCAACCGGCUGAAAAGCAAUAGAAAGAAAUUUUGGCGCUGAGGAGAGCGUACUUACAAAAGCAACUGCAGUUACCUGUGUGUGUUCUUCCUGCAUCUGGCCUGACGUCACGUCUCAGCCAUCCUGCCACUACAAAUGCCCACAGCAAGUGAAGUGAGCAGUUGCCUUUCCCCAGAUGUUCAUUAUAUGGUCUGUAAACUUGGACUGGAAGAAGGAGAAAGGACAGACAUUGGGAAUAUUGUGUCACCAACUGGUAUAGUUUCCUGGGACGUCAUUACAGCAUGCAUAGAUUUCAUUCAAACAGAGGAUUGCACCAUUGACUAUGUGAAAAGUGUGAGGCUCUUGGGACCGGUGUGUGAGGCUGUCCAUCUGAAUCUACUGUCAGUGACUCCAGAUCAGUUUGAAAAUCUGUACGGGUUUUGGUUUGAGUGGACCAAUAAUAAAAAGUUAUUUCUUGAAAGUUUUUACUUGGUGACAUCCUCAGAGAUAACAAGUGUGGCUCUUGGGUUAAUGAAGCUUACGUCAUGUCUUGAACGAGCUUUGGGUGACGUGCACCUUAUGCGAAGCAAGGAGUGUCCCUUCUUGUUCAGAGACCUGCUGUUAUCUGAAGAGUUAGCACUGAUCUUUGGACAGUCUGUGAUGGCUGUCUUGUGUGUGUUUCUGGGGUCUCCCAGAAGCUUGAAUCUUCGAAACAUCCUUUGGCACGGAUUUGCUUCACCCCAAGAAAUUCCUUUAAAAUACUUCUCUAUGCUGCUGCUGUUAACAGCUGGACUUGGACAGUUACUUCAGGAGAGCAUUUACCAGACUGAAUGCACGUUGCUGCAUCGGGCCCCUUUCAUUUUUACUCAGCUGGACGAGCUGCUUGUUUUUCCAGAUCAAGAAGGUAUUCUGUCUGUGGGAGAAGAUUUGAUUAGCAAAUCAGAUUUUGUGCUGGAGAUUAUGCUACCAUUUUGGACUGCGGGGAUCACUGCUUUUAGACAAAAAAGGUAUGCAGACUGUGUGAUACUUAUACUACCACAACUAGAGGCCAGCCUAAGAUGGGUUUAUACAAAAGCAAACAACUGCCCGGACAGACUUCUGACUGCUGAGUCUUCAACGCUUUACACAACUUUUGAUCAGAUACUUGCUAAAAACACGAAUAAUGAAGAAAUAAAUCACAUUCCUCUGAUGCUUGGUGACCCAAUCAUGGAAAUACUUUGGGAUUUUUUGAACAAUCAAGAGGGUCCUCGCAUUCGGGAUCACCUCAGUCAUGGGGAGGUGGAUUUAAAUGUUUUCCCCAGAGUUAUAGCAAACCAAGUUUUGUGUUUAUCACUUGUGCUUCUCCACAAGUUCAUUGGUAAACAACACACCACCACUAAAGACAAUGAAUUAUUAGGGGAAAUCCUAAAUUCUGCCCGGUGCUAUCGCUCUAGAUUUCAUCCAAUUGGAAAACUCAGGAAACAGGUACUUGAAUGCACUAGAAAUCUACAAAUGUGGAUUAAUUUGCCUGUUCCACCUCAAGACCAAGUUCAAGACAGUACCAGGUUAGACUCAACUGUGGAAUCAAAUGCUGGAAACAUUUUGGUGAAAGCAAUUUUUUCAAGUUUGCAAUCCCAACUGCCUGUGCAAUGUAUGGAGACUGUAGUUCCUGAAGAUUAUUUCCAGAGUGGUAAUACGUGGUCUCAGGUGUUGAAAGAAAUCUGGAAUCUACACAUAUCAACGUUGUACUGCCCACGUAUUGUCAUAGAGGUGGUGUCACUGCUGAGAAAAAUAACCUCACAGUGUCAGAUUGUGUCUGAAAAAGUGAUUUCCAGUUCGGAAUCCCGUUACAGCCAGUGGAUGAAGAAAUCACUGCGCUCACGGCAGAGGCUCACGUACCUCCGCAUGUUAGACAGCAUACAGUGUAUUUCACCAGUUAUGAGAGUGAUUUUGCUGCUGGUUACAGUAGAAACUCGGAAUGCAUUUGCUUUAUGUGAAAAAGAUGACCACGAAAUUCAACAGCAUCUGAAGUUUCUUAAAGCCAUCUUACAAUACACAGAAAAUCUGGUUACAUACACUAAUCCAGAGAAGAAUAAAUGGACCGAAACCAUCAACCUAACAGAGAUGUUUUUAAUGAAAAUGAAAGCAUUUAUUUGCAAACAGUAACUGUGUUGAAUGAAAACAGUACUUUUAGUAAGUACAGUUAAAACUCAAUAAUCUGAGCAAAACAAUUUAACGAAAAUCCCUGGUCUGUAAACAUUAAACACAUUACAACUGUUACUGUCAUCUUUUUUCAGAACAUAACUAUAAUUCAGUUGAAAUUAAGUAUGACUUUUCUUUUCGUUAACAUAAGCCCUAAAUCUUUGUUUAUCUUUUCUAUGUUUUAAGUAUUCUGCUUGUAUAAUAGUUUGCAAUAAAGACUGAGAUGUGUGUGUGUGCAUAUAUAUAUAAACAAUGGAUUUGAAAUAUGACUUUUCUCUUUAAAGCAUUUCAUAUAAAAUAAUCUUUCAAAUUUGCAGAUGCUCAAAAUGUAUGCAGCUGUGCGCUUUGUCAUACACUGACAAAAUAAAUGCUAUGCUAUGUUAAUAUGCUGAUAUGAUUCUAUAUGUUUGUUCUAAUAUUCUGUUUCCUUUAGAUAAGUAGCUUUAAUAUGAUUAAUUUAUUGGAGACUUGGUUUAAGCAUAAUAAACACAUUUUUUAUGUUAAAAAAAUGUUUGGCUUAAAAAUUAAGUUCAAUAAAAUAUCUUGACAA